Molecule: messenger RNA, 2241 nt
Organism: Eubalaena glacialis (North Atlantic right whale)
Lineage: Eukaryota; Metazoa; Chordata; Mammalia; Artiodactyla; Balaenidae
Gene: VPS33A
Product: VPS33A core subunit of CORVET and HOPS complexes
Exons: 13
Coding region: 57-1847 (596 amino acids)
Biological process (GO): intracellular protein transport; vesicle-mediated transport
Cellular component (GO): CORVET complex; lysosome
Source: RefSeq, a predicted model, not a curated record
CGUAGGGGUAAAGCAGAUCCGGUUGGAUUGCGGGGAAAAGAGAGCGGUGGGGCAAGAUGGCGACGCACCUGUCCUACGGGCGAGUGAACCUGAACGUGCUGCGCGAGGCGGUGCGUCGCGAGCUGCGCGAGUUCCUGGACAAGUGCGCGGGAAGCAAGGCAAUAGUUUGGGAUGAGUACCUCACAGGACCAUUUGGCCUGAUUGCACAGUAUUCACUACUGAAGGAACAUGAAGUGGAAAAAAUGUUCACGCUUAAAGGAAGUCGUUUGCCAGCAGCUGAUGUCAAGAAUAUUAUUUUUGUUGUCAGACCCAGGCUAGAAUUGAUGGAUAUAAUCUCUGAAAAUGUGCUCAGUGAAGACAGACGUGGCCCAGCAAGAGAUUUCCACAUUUUGUUUGUGCCACGACGUAGCUUAUUGUGCGAACAGCGGUUGAAGGAUCUAGGUGUUUUGGGAUCCUUUAUUCAUAGGGAGGAGUACAGCCUAGAUCUCAUUCCAUUUGAUGGGGAUCUCUUAUCCAUGGAAUCAGAGGGUGCAUUCAAAGAGUGCUACCUGGAGAGCGACCAGACCAGCCUGUACCACGCAGCCAAGGGGCUGAUGACCCUGCAAGCUCUGUACGGGACGAUCCCCCAGAUCUUUGGGAAAGGAGAGUGCGCCCGGCAAGUGGCCAAUAUGAUGAUCAGGAUGAAGAGGGAGUUUACAGGGAGCCAGAAUUCAAUAUUCCCUGUUUUUGAUAAUCUCUUGUUGCUCGAUCGCACUGUGGAUCUGUUAACGCCUCUUGCCACUCAGCUUACGUAUGAAGGACUCAUUGAUGAAAUUUAUGGCAUUCAGAACAGUUACGUGAAAUUACCUCCGGAGAAAUUUGCACCUAAGAAACAGGGCGAUGGUGGUAAGGACCUUCCCACGGAAGCAAAGAAGCUUCAGCUGAAUUCUGCAGAGGAGCUGUAUGCUGAGAUCCGAGAUAAAAACUUCAAUGCAGUGGGCUCCGUGCUUAGCAAGAAAGCAAAGGUGAUCUCUGCAGCGUUCGAGGAGAGGCACAACGCCAAGACCGUUGGGGAGAUCAAGCAGUUCGUUUCGCAGCUGCCCCACAUGCAGGCAGCAAGGGGCUCCCUCGCAAACCACACCUCGAUUGCAGAGCUAAUCAAAGAUGUAACUACUUCUGAAGACUUCUUUGAUAAAUUAACAGUGGAGCAGGAGUUUAUGUCUGGAAUAGACACUGAUAAGGUCAACAGUUACAUUGAGGAUUGUAUUGCCCAAAAACAUCCGCUGAUCAAGGUGUUAAGACUAGUUUGCCUCCAAUCCGUGUGCAAUAGUGGACUCAGACAAAAAGUUUUGGAUUAUUACAAAAGAGAAAUCCUGCAGACAUAUGGCUAUGAGCACAUAUUGACCUUGCACAACCUAGAGAAGACUGGCCUGCUGAAACCACAGAUGGGGGGCAGAAACACUUACCCAACCAUCCGGAAAACGUUACGCCUCUGGAUGGAUGAUGUAAACGAGCAAAAUCCCACGGACAUAUCGUACGUGUACAGUGGUUAUGCCCCUCUCAGCGUGCGCCUGGCCCAGCUGCUUUCCCGGCCCGGCUGGCGGAGUAUUGAGGAAGUUCUGCGCAUCCUCCCAGGGCCCCACUUUGAGGAGCGGCAGCCAUUGCCCACAGGGCUGCAAAAGAAACGUCAACCGGGAGAAAACCGAGUCACUCUGAUAUUUUUCCUCGGGGGUGUAACCUUUGCUGAAAUUGCUGCCCUGCGAUUUCUUUCCCAGCUGGAAGAUGGAGGUACAGAAUAUGUCAUCGCCACCACUAAGCUAAUAAACGGGGCCAGCUGGAUAGAGUCGCUAAUGGAAAAACCUUUCUAGGGCGUUCAAAGGAGACUUACCGGUGAACUGCAGAAUAAACUGCUCCUUUGAAGAAGUUGCUGGAAGGAAGUGCAACCCCAUGGAGGAAUAACACAAGAAUACAGAAUUUACUUUGGGCUCAGCUUCUUAAAUUAUGCUGUUUUCUCCUUUCUGCUUGUCUUUUGUGUUCCUAAUUUCUUAAAGAAAGAAGAAUGGAAGAGAAUCAGCCAGGGUAAAAGACAUAACAGUUUUUAAUGUUCUGAGCUCAGGAUCUUCAUUAGAGACCUCUGGAAAUAUAUUAAGGAUGGUGGGAUGGAUAAUCUAUACAGCCACACAGAUGGGUCCAGUUCUUAAGAAAGCAGGGACCAAGCAGGUAAAAAUGAAAAUAAAAGUGGAAGGUCCGACCCCUAAUAAA